Molecule: messenger RNA, 3977 nt
Organism: Oryzias latipes (Japanese medaka)
Lineage: Eukaryota; Metazoa; Chordata; Actinopteri; Beloniformes; Adrianichthyidae
Gene: dok7b
Product: docking protein 7b
Biological process (GO): positive regulation of protein tyrosine kinase activity; neuromuscular junction development
Molecular function (GO): protein kinase binding
Source: RefSeq, a predicted model, not a curated record
UCCGGAGCCCACCAAGGAAGACCCACCCCAUCCGACCUUUACUAUUAGACCUUACUAAACCCCUCACUGCGGUUCACCUUCAGCCUAUUGGAAUUUACCUGAAUUGGUAGAAGCUUGUGAUUGGACGGCUUUUUUUGUCCAAAAUCCUACACCUUUAUUUGAUUUCUACAAACAUCCAUAAACUUCAACUUUAAAUAGAAGCAGUCAUGUGGCGCCCAUUAGUGCACAAUGGAGUCCAUUUUCCUUCACUUUGAUGUUUUGAAACAAAUGUCACCGUGACGGCCAUUUGGUGGUUUUAUUUCAGUCAAAGGAAGAUGUUCCGCAGAGCAAACGCAGCUUUCUACAGACAGAGCUGAGACUCCACAGAUCAGAUCAGCCCCCCCCCCCCCAUAAAUCCUGUCUAACGCACAGCUAAGCCAGAGUUCCCCCGGGUUAAGUAAAAGUCGCGCCAGUUAUAUGCGUUAAUCACAUUAUCUGCAUUGUAAUUAUUUUCAAGUGAGACGACAACUGACCCGAGUGCCCCCCUGCCUGCGUGGUGGGGGGGAGGGGGGUCUGCUGGUGGGGGCCUGUGCUCCAAAGGCUAUUUUAAAGAAAGGGACCCCCCCCUCCCAACACACACAGCUGCUCGGAACCAUGACAGAAGAUGACGGAUACGGUUGUGGCAGAGGGACAAGUCAAGUUUAGAGAUGGAAAAAAGUGGAAGACUCGCUGGGUCGUUCUUCACAAGCCCUCUCCUGUUGCAGACUGCUUGACGUUGCUGGUGUAUAAAAAGAAGAAGAGAAGAAAAAGCAGCCGCCGAAAGGAGAAGCUCAGCAUAACCCUGGAGGACGUCUGCGGUGUGGAGCCAGGGCCCGGGUUCGACGGCGUGUCCUACACUCUGUCCAUCCUCUGCCUGGCACACACCCCCGUGCUGGGCUUCAGCAGCCGGGACGCCCUCCUGGCUUGGGACGCCAACAUCCGCUACAGCCUGGGGGAAGUCUACAGGUUCUGUGUUACCGUGGAGGCAGGAACAAAGCUGGAGAGCGGGCCGGCCUCCCUCCACCUGUGCAACAACCUGCUGGUCCUCAGCCGAGGCCUCCCUCCCGCCGUGAUCGGCCACUGGAGGCUGUCAGCUCUGCGCCAGUAUGGCGCCGUGCCCCAUGGCUUCGUGUUCGAGGGCGGGACCCGCUGUGGACCCUGGGCCGGAGUUUUCUUCCUGUCCUGUUCAGAGGGAGAGCAGAUCAGUUUCCUAUUCGACUGCAUGGUCAGGGGCGUCUCUCCCAGCCGAGCCCGGCACGGUCGGCAACCCAAACAGCCAGCAGAUCCCGGUUGGGACCCGGCUUCGGCAGAGAAGCGGAUCAGCCUGGAGACGUCGGAGCUGGAGAAGAGGCUCAGCAUGCUGUCUCACUGCAGCCUGACGAGCAGCACGGCCUCCACUUCCAGCUGCAGCACAUCUGUUGCCGGGGACGACCACAGCCUCUCCGGCGCCUCCUCCUGUCAGUCGGAAGCCAGCUACGGAGGGCGGCCGGCGUGCUGGGUGGAGCCCUCAGUCCGACCACACCUCUCCGGCGAGAUGGCGGCGAACAGGCUGAACGCUCUGACCAGGUCCGACGACCGGCUGCACGAGGCUGUGACCCGCCCGGCCUCCGCCCAGCUCCGCCCUCGCUGCCUCCAUGACUGCGGGCGGCAGAGCUCCCUGGACAGUGGGAUCGGAAUCACCACGGGCAGUCAGUCCUCCUUCUCCUCGCGCACAGCGAGCCUGGAGAUGACCGGCCAAGGGGCGGGAGAGGAGUACUGCUCCCCGACCAGUCUGCCCCCUCCUCCUCAUCCCCCUUCUUCCCCUCCUUGUGCUCCACCCCUGACCCCUCCACCGUUAUCCUUUCAGCUCCCAGAGCAGCCGUCCGCCUCCUCCUGCUCUGGAGCGUCCCGCCUGCACAGUGCUGAGUACCAGAUCCCCAGCCUGCUCAGACUGUGGUACGAAACUCCCAGGCGGCUCCUGCAGCCGCAGACCCAACCCCCGGCUCCACCUGUGAUGGGGAGGGCGGAGAACAGAGGCAGCGCGGGUGGCGUUCAGGUGCAGACGGCAAGCAGCAGCAGACCGAAGGCUCCGCCUCAGGCCGCCACGCAGCGCUGUCACUUCUGGGGCAGUGAGAGAGCGCCCUCUGUGGACAGAGAGGGCAGCUGCACAGCCACAUCCUCCCAGCUUUUUGGAGAAAUCCAGGGCUGUCGAGGUCUGAGCAGCUACAUAACGCCGGAGCAGCUGAUAUCAGUGAGGAGCUCCCUGCAGGCCAACGGCUCUCCGUCAGCGGACCUGGCGCCCUGCAGAACCCCCGCCACACACGAGCCCCCCCCCUGUGUGGACGGCAGCUUUAGCGAAUGGAGAGGUCAGAGGAGGGCCACGCUGUCUCCUCCUCCAUCCUCAGCGCCCCCGCCUCCUCCCGUCACGUGUGUCCUCCGUCCUCCGCCGUCAUCAGCGUGUGGUAGGAUGACCUCCUCUGUGCGGCGUGGACAGCGUGCUCCUCCUCAUGCUUUGUGUUUCCCCCUUCAGCAAACCUCCAGCUUCCUCUCCAAUCUCCUCCGAUGGCACGUCUUCACGCCGGGCCUCACCGCGGCGCGCGCCCCCCCUCAGCCGAGGAGCGCCUGCACACGGAGCCGGACCUGCAGGAGCGCAGCUCUGCUCCCGUGUCCCGUCCGUGCGCGGCUGCGGGAGGAGGCGCUCUGCAGAAACCCAGUGAGCGCCACUCCUCCCCUAAGGGUUUCCAUCACUUUGGCUCCUUCUUUGCACCGUGAGAACAUGUGAAGUUUGGAGGAGGCCCGGUCUGUGAUCCGCGGACAAACGUCCUCAGAAGGAACUCUUCUCAUUUGCAGCAGCUGCAGCUCACAUUGGACAUUUUGGCAUUUUUUUCUGUCCUGUAUCCCUUAUGCUAUCCUAUGGGGUCCAGAUGACCCCACCCUUGCAUUGUCAAAGGUGGAUAAAGGUGGGAAGAUUUCAUGUAAUCCAUGGACACCAGUGAAGAUCCCAAAUCAUUGAAGAAGAAAGGUUCAGAGCACUGUCUAGUGGGUCUAGAUGACCCAACGUUAAAGUGCCUAGGAUAGCACAAGGGUUAAAAGACGAGGCAAUUUGAAGGGACUGUCAGUCUCUUCAUCGACCUGAUGUUACCAUGGUAACAUCAAUUGACAGGCCCCGUUUUCACGUGGGUACUUGUUUGGUUUCUUCCUCGGUGUUAAAGGUUUUGCAAACAUCUGCUCCUCCGAAGAUCCAUCUGGGGAAAAAAACUGGAAACAUUGCUUCCGAAAAAAAAGAGAGUCUAAACUUCAGUUAACUGCCUGUGCUGCCGUGUCUGGACUGUUGCCAUGGUAACACCGUCGACCUCCAAACCCUUUAAGCGUGUUAUUUUUUCUUCUUAAACUUCUAAAAGUUUGCCCCCCCCCCCCUCCGUAACAUCACCUGGCAAAAACUUUCAAAGGUCUUUCUUGAAGGCACCUGCAGGCGCCUCAUGCUCACCGUAACCAUGGCAACGUGCCACACGGGCUGUCGUCCUUUUACUUCCAGACUCUGAGGUUUGAAUUUUCUCACUCGUCCCAAAACCCCGGAAAGACAAUCUAGUGCCCUGGAUUUGGACGCCACGGUCAUUUGCAAAAGCAGAACCAAGAAAUAUGAACAUUUUUACAAAAACUGUUAAUGUAUCUACAGUUUUGAUGAUGAAAACUUGGAUGAGUUAUGAAAAAAAAACUUCUUUUAAUAACUUGAACUUUAGAGAAAACUGAGGUUUUUGGCUUCUUGGAUACUUCCUGUUUGGAACGCCAGGGGGGCGGAGUCACUCAGUCUUUGCGUGCAUCGAUGGACGCUAGUUUCAGAGACUCCUGGGACAUUUUUGUAAUUGUAUAUUUUAAAAAUGUAAACAUCCCAUAUGACGACGUGAGAUAAUUCUAACAGAAAUGAAUGUUUUGACGCUUUUGUAAACGUAAACGAACAAUAAAGUUUCAUUUCCAUUUUA